AUAUCCUGUGAUAGACUACAUCUUGCGGUCGAAGAAGAACCUAGAUGGUGUGGGUGCAUACAGCAUACCAUUUUGUGGCGACAUCUCAUCUCACGAGUAUGCAAAAAUCGCACGUUGGUUCGCUGAGAACAUUCCCGGUGCCUCCGGUCAAGUCGAAAAAUGGCUCGGUGGCAUGCCUUUAGUGCACGCUUUCACUCUCGUUGUUGCUCAUCGAAAGGCUGGUUAUUUCCAAAAACGCGAAUGGAACAAUAACGAGCUUUUGAAGAUGGCUUGGGCUGAUCUCAUGAUAAGCUAUCCCGCCGACAGUUUCGUGGCUGACGUAGACCUCGAGUGUCUGACCACACUGGAAGCAAGGAUGUUCGAGGAUUCCGAAGAAGCAGGACUUGCAGGCAACCGGCAGUGGGUUUGGAUGCUGGUCAACAUCACAGGCGGUGGGGCGUGUAUCUCAACAUUCCUACUGAGUGGGUUCUGGGCAGAGAUUACAGCGAGAGUGAACUUGAGCGCGGCCCUUUAUUCAGCGACAACUCUGAUGCCACGUCUGCAGACGAGUUGUCCGACAUUGUAGCUCCUUCGC
This is a messenger RNA of Suillus subalutaceus, 574 nucleotides long. RefSeq lists its product as uncharacterized. NCBI's taxonomy places the organism in Eukaryota, Fungi, Basidiomycota, Agaricomycetes, Boletales, Suillaceae. The transcript is spliced from 3 exons. The coding region runs from base 173 to 565 and encodes 130 amino acids. The record is from RefSeq and is a predicted model, not a curated record.